Messenger RNA from Cucurbitaria berberidis CBS 394.84, 1910 nucleotides. RefSeq names its product sugar transporter. The transcript has 4 exons. Gene Ontology annotation, molecular function: carbohydrate:proton symporter activity. NCBI's taxonomy places the organism in Eukaryota, Fungi, Ascomycota, Dothideomycetes, Pleosporales, Cucurbitariaceae. Gene Ontology annotation, cellular component: membrane. The coding region runs from base 117 to 1616 and encodes 499 amino acids. Gene Ontology annotation, biological process: transmembrane transport; carbohydrate transport. The record is from RefSeq and is a predicted model, not a curated record.
CCUUUUUGGACCGCUUCUCGAGGCGCGAUAUAUCAAGAAGGGAUUACCAUGGCGGUUUCCACUCAUCGUCCAUCUUUGACACAUAGUUGGCCUUGUUUGCAGUACCAUUUUAAGCUAUGGCGAAAGGCAACCAGUAUGCCUGGUAUGUGUGUAUGGUAGUCGCGAUGACAAUGAUUCUGUAUGGAUAUGACUCUUCAACGUUCAAUGCUGUUCAAGGGUCUAAGAACUGGGUUAAAUACUUCCACAAGCCCUCACCAAGCGUCGUCGGAUCCAUCAACACAGCCUAUAAUGUUGGCGGCAUCGUCGCUGGUGUGUUUAUGUCGUCACCCAUUUCAGACUACUUUGGUCGACGCUGGGCCAUAAUCACUGGAUGUGUAGUUGUCAUCAUUUCGACUUUCAUCUCUACGUUUACGCCGCGCAACAUUGGUGGCUUCAUCGCUGGACGCGCGAUUGUCGGAAUCGGACAAGGUAUCGCUCUUCCAGCUGGGCCUACUUACAUUAGCGAGAUCGCGCCUGCUGAGAGUCGAGGCAAGAUCAUGAGUUUUUGGCAAAUGAACUUUAGUGUCGGUAGUUUCUUGGCUUACUGGAUCAACUUUGCAUGUAGCAAGAAUUCGGCAAAGCUUGGUGACUGGGACUGGAAGACUGUUCAGCUUUUGCAGUUGCUGGCACCCGUAAUAAUCAUCGUGGCCAUCUCCUUCUGCCCGGAAAGCCCAAGAUGGUUAGUGAAGAACGAUCGUUUGGAGGACGCCGUCAAAGCGCUGUCAGCAGUUCGAGACGAUCCUGAAGUCGUCCAACAAGAGAUCAGCGACAUCACACGAGCAUUGCAGUUUGAGAAGGACGAGAUCUCUUCCGGAUAUGCCGCGUUGUGGAAGGACAAGUCCAUUAGAAAGAGAUUGUUGCUCUGCAUUCUCCUCAACGUCGGGCAGCAGCUUACCGGACAAGGAUCGCUCAACAACUACUCCACUAAGAUUUACCAAUCCGUCUUCAGCGAUAACAGCACUAUUCAGCUAAUUAAUGCUCUUAACGGUACCUUUGGUAUCCUCUUCACGCUCAAUGCCACUUGGACAGUCGACCGAUUCGGUCGCCGAUGGCUGCUACUUGUCGGUGCGGUCGGCAUGGCUGUCUGCAUGUUGACCGCAGCCGCAGUAGUUACGGAAACACCGGGCACCUUGAGUACAGGGAAGCCUAGAGGCGUCGGUAUCGCCACUGUCUUCCUGAUGUUUUUAUUCGCAUUCUUCUUCAAGCCCUCGUGGGGCGCGACCGUCUGGAUCUGGACAGGGGAAAUUUUCAGCAUGAACGUGCGUAAUCAAGCCAUCGCUAUCUCGUCGCAAGCCCAGAAUGUGGCAAAUGUCUGCCUACAACAAGCUUUUCCGAUCUUUCUCGCAAACGAGGGUUUCUAUGCCAUGUACAUGUUUGGCGCUAUUAAUGUUGUUCUCUUCGCUUACGUUUGGUUCUUUAUCGUGGAGACUAAGAACGUCGAAAUCGAGGCAAUGGACGUUUUAUUCGGAGGCGUGAACCACGUCGACAAUGCUGAGCUCAGCAAGGGCGCCGUCGAGCAGCUUGAGGUUGCGACUGCAACGACUUUGGUUAUGGAAGAGCCGAAGUCAAAAGUUUGAAACCAUUGAAGCAUUGUGGGCCUGACCCGGGUGAAUUACAGCACAGAGCGCAAGAGAUUCAGGAUAGUUAGCCUCGGCUUACGCUUUCGUGUACACUUAUGCAUCAUGAGGAGGAAGAGGAGGUAGUAAUGCUGGCAUAUGCUAUGGAGAUAUAUGAGGUAGUAACAAGAGAGGACUUAGGGAGUAAAACAGACUUUGUUCCUUUCUACUCUGAUGUUCAAUACGUCUCCGUACAUUUAUCGAGGCUUUCAGAGGGCUUUAGCCCCCCUGAAGAAAAUAGUAUGCUCAACCGUC